AUGGGAUACGAGCUGCAUGCAGAAUUCAGUAAUGACGGCGAGACACAGCACUGCCAAGACGGAGGCGUGAGCUGGACCCGCUUCGUGCAAGGCUUCGCCCGGCUUGCACAUCCCGCCAUUUGUUGCGGGGCGCGGCAAGAAAAGCAGGAUAAGCUGACAGACGUCGUCCUAAGUCUUGAAGGUGAACAGAACUUCAAGGACCUCUUUCGGGUAGGCGAGCUCAUAGGUCAUGGUACUUUCGGGAAGGUGUACAGUUGCUCGCGGUUAUCUGGAGAGGAGGCCCUCUGUGUAAAGAUUGUGGCCACGAGUGGACGCCAUGCUGCGAGAGCAUCCAAAUUGCCGGCUGGUGAAAGAUACGAUCUCCUAAGGCAGAUUGCAUCAUUGCGACAUCCAAACAUCGUGAAGUACCACCAGUUCCUGCAAAGCGGUGACUUCCUGUACGUCGUUAUGAGCCGAUGCCUUGGGCCGGACCUGGCGGAUCACCUUGAGGCAACUGGUCACCUCAAGAUGCAGGAUGUCAAAGAACUGUCCAGGAUGAUGCUCUCCGCAGUUGCAGCUGUGCACCAGCAUGGCUUGAUGCACCGAGACGUCAAGCCAGAAAACUUUCGCUUCAAGGAUCUUACCACCACAACCCUUCAGCUCCUGGACUUUGGGGCUGCCAAGAUUGCGGAUGAUGUGCCCAAGGCUCACACAGUUGUGGGAACGCUUCUCUACGCUGCCCCAGAGGUUUUCGACGGUGCCUAUGGCAGGUCCUGCGAUCUAUGGAGUUGCGGGGCUGUGAUUUUCUACCUCGUGUCUGGCCACUUGCCCUUCCAGACUUCGGAUGUGACCAUGCUUCGCAGCAUGCACAGAGAUCCUGUUCUCAACGGGGAGUGCUUGUUUCGUGGAGAACACUGGCGGCAGGCGCCGAUGGGUGCCAGGAGUCUUGUCCGAGGGUUGUUGAGUGUGGAUGUGAACCGCAGGCUGACCGCAGAUGAAGCUUGUGAUCACGACUGGUUUCUGAGUUUCGAUGAGGCCAUCCAGGCCAAUGAUGAUCCCUUGUCCCCCAUGAACCGCUGUGAGGGCAGCCGAGUAAAGCUUGCAGACUUGAAGCGAACGUAUUUCGACUGGAAUCUAGCGGAUUCCGAUAACAGUGGUGAGGACUGGGGAGACUCAGAGCCUCGUCGAUGA
Molecule: messenger RNA, 1170 nt
Organism: Symbiodinium pilosum
Lineage: Eukaryota; Dinophyceae; Suessiales; Symbiodiniaceae
Source: the annotation of a GenBank genome assembly